Messenger RNA from Phalaenopsis equestris, 1089 nucleotides. Its product is annotated as AP2-like ethylene-responsive transcription factor AIL5. The record is from RefSeq and is a predicted model, not a curated record. Gene Ontology annotation, biological process: regulation of DNA-templated transcription. Gene Ontology annotation, molecular function: DNA-binding transcription factor activity; DNA binding. Bases 33 to 920 code for a protein of 295 amino acids. The transcript has 8 exons. NCBI's taxonomy places the organism in Eukaryota, Viridiplantae, Streptophyta, Magnoliopsida, Asparagales, Orchidaceae.
GAAGGGCGGCGGAGGAGCCGCCGGAGCAGCAGAUGAUGGAAAUCUCGGCGACCGUGGCGGAGUCUAAGAAGGCCGUCGAUAAGUUCGGCCACCGGACUUCUAUUUACCGCGGCGUCACAAGGCAUCGGUGGACGGGGAGGUAUGAAGCACAUCUUUGGGACAAUAGCUGCCGCCGGGAAGGCCAAAGCCGGAAGGGUAGACAAGUUUAUUUAGGUGGAUAUGAUAGGGAGGAGAAGGCUGGGAGGGCCUAUGACCUGGCAGCUCUCAAGUACUGGGGCCCCACCACCACGACCAACUUUCCGGUUUCGGACUACGAGAAGGAACUGGAAGAGAUGAAGAGUAUGACUCGGCAGGAAUUCGUCGCUUCGCUACGAAGGAAGAGUAGCGGCUUCUCUCGAGGCGCUUCUAUUUAUAGAGGAGUAACAAGGCACCACCAGCAUGGACGGUGGCAGGCGAGGAUUGGAAGAGUUGCAGGCAACAAGGACCUCUAUCUUGGCACCUUUAGCACACAAGAGGAAGCUGCCGAGGCUUAUGAUAUAGCGGCGAUAAAAUUCCGUGGACUAAACGCCGUCACCAACUUCGACAUGAGUCGCUACAACGUUAACACCAUAACCCACACCGACCUCCCCAUCGGCAGCAUGCCCGCUCGAUCCUUCAAAGCCUCCGACACCAACACCACUCCCCCUUCUUCCUCCUCCGACACAAUCAUGGCCGUCCAAGACCACCCCCAUCAACAUCUGGACGGCGACUACUGGUCACUCCUCGCCCUCCACAACCAGUACAAUCAGCAGAGUAAUAGCUCAGUAUUUGGAGGGAGUUUUGAAGGCUCGAGUUUUGCGCCAAGUUCUUCGCACUAUUACUACCAGCCUGCAAAGCCAAAUGUUUGUGUGUUUCAGACUCCUAUAUAUGGGAUGGAAUGAUGAGGAGCAGCCAUAGAAAGACAAGGGAACGAAGAGAGAGUGAGAUGGUAUUGAUGUGAACUAACAGUCUAGAGAGAGAGAGAGAGAUCCCGAGCUCUUUUUCUUUGUGGGGGUUUUUCUUUUCUUUACUGAACUGACAUGAUUCUAUAAUGUCAUUAGCCUUCUGAAA